UUUUUUAACUCUCUAUAAUGGUUUUUAAUUACUUAUGUAUAUAACAAUAACCUUAACUAUAAUUUAUUUCUUAAAAUAAUUCUUUAAUGGAGGAACAUGCAAUAUAAAGAAAAAUCUACAAGGAUAAAUAAUCAUAAUAACAGGAUCAAAUAUUGGUAUAGGUUUUGAAACAGCUAAAGAAUUAGCCAUAUAAGGGGCUAAAAUAAUACUAGCCUGUCGUGAUGAAAAGAAAGGGAAAGCAGCAGAAUAAAAAUUAAAUGAAAUAAAAUAAUAAUCAUCUGAAUUUAUCAAACUUGAUGUUUCUGAUUUAUCUUCAGUUCGUUUGUUUGUAAAUGAAUUUAAAUCAAAGUAUAAAAAAUUAGAUAUUUUAGUAAAUAAUGCGGGUAUAACUGGAGAAAUAUAAAGAAAAUAAAUUAAGGACGGAUUCGAAUUAGUAUUUGUAACAAAUCAUUUAGGUCAUUUUUUAUUAACAAAUCUACUUUUAGAUUUAUUAAAAAAAACUCAAAAUUCUCGAAUUGUUAAUGUCUCUUCAAGUGCCCAUUAUAUUUCUAAUAUAGAUUUCGAUGAUCUUUUUUUCGAAAAAAAGGCCUAUAAUACCAUAAAGGCUUAUGCUUAAACUAAACUAGCUAAUAUUCUUUUUACUAAAUAACUUUAAAGGACUUUUGAUAAAGAAAACUUAAAAAUUAAAGCUGUUUCUUUACACCCUGGAGCUGUAAGAACUGAUGCUAUAAAUAAAGUCGGUGCAAAAAUAUUAGUUAAUUUAAUCCUUAUUUUAAUUUAUCCUAUUUUCGUGUUAGUUUUUAAGUCUACUUAUUAAGGAGCUUAAACUUCUAUUUAUUGUUGUGUGGAAGAUUUCGAGAAGUUAAAAGGAGGUGAAUACUAUUCGGAUUGUAAAGUUAAAAAAUCAUCUAAAAAUAGCUAUGAUGAGGAAACUGCUAAAAAAUUAUGGGAGAUUUCUACUAAAUUAGUUAAAUUUAGUUUUAUUUGUUUUAAAGCAGUGUUUUAGAAGAGGAAAAGCUCCUAUAAAAUGCAAUUUACAAGGUAAAAUAAUAAUAAUAACUGGAUCAAAUACAGGAAUAGGUUUCGAAUCCGCGAAAUAAUUAGCUGAAUAAGGAGCAUAAAUAAUACUAGCAUGCCGAGAUGAAAAGAAAGGAAAAAACACAGAAAUAUAAAUAAACCAGAUAUAUAAAAACUAAAGCGAAUUUAUAAAAUUAGACCUUUCUGAUUUAUCUCAAAUUCGUUUAUUUGUAAACGAAUUUAAAUAAAAAUAUAAUCGAUUAGAUGUUUUAUUAAACAAUGCAGGAAUAGAGGCCGGGAAAUAUAAAAAAUUAACAAAAGAUGGAUUCGAAAUGGCUUUUGGGACAAAUCAUUUAGGUCAUUUUUUAUUAGCUAAUUUACUUUUAGAUAUAUUAAAAAAAACUGAAAAUUCUCGAAUUGUUAAUGUUUCUUCUGGAAUACAUAAAAAUGGAUUUCCAUUUUAUACCAAAAUAGAUUUCGAAGAUUUAAAUUACGAACAAAAGCCAUAUGUAGGUAUAAAGGCUUUUUCUUAAAGUAAACUAGCUAAUGUUAUUUUUACUAAAUAAUUAUAGAGAAUUUUCGAUUAGGAAAAUUUAAAAAUAAAAGCCGUUUGUUUAAAUCCAGGGGCUGUAAGAACCGGAAGUUUAACUAAAGGAGAAAAUAAAUUAUUAAUAAAGAUUAUUAUUUGUUUAUAUUAUCCGUUUUAUUUUUUGGGAUUUAAGUCACCAUAGAAAGGGGCUUGGACUUCAGUUUACUGUUGUGUUGAAAAUUUCGAUAAAUUAAAGGGGGGAGGAUAUUAUGAAAAUUGUUAAAUCUCUAAAGCUUCGGAAGAUAGUUGCAAUGAAGAAGCAGGUUCGAAAUUAUGGGAUUUGUCGGCUAAAAUGGUUAAUUUAUGA
Molecule: messenger RNA, 1913 nt
Organism: Ichthyophthirius multifiliis
Lineage: Eukaryota; Ciliophora; Oligohymenophorea; Hymenostomatida
Product: short chain dehydrogenase reductase family protein, putative
Exons: 2
Source: RefSeq, a predicted model, not a curated record